CCAGUCACAACUUGAGGGGAUUGUUGUUAAGUCUUCAGUCAGCUGCUGAUCUGGCUGAGCCUGGCCCCACAUCCAACUGUAUUAAUGUUGUAAGGUCCAAUGUUCUGGAGAGUGCUAUGAGGACAUUCAAGAGGCAGGCCUUUAACCCCACAAAACAGUUGGAUGUUGUCUUUGUAGAUGCGUGUGGAACUGGGGAAGGGUCAGUGGAUAGUGGGGGUCCCUCCCGGGAAUUUAUAAGGCUCCUCAUGAAGGGAAUCUUGGAGUCGCGAUACUUUGUGGGGCCCCAGAACUGCAAGAGCCUUGCUCUUGAUUCCCUUGGCUUGUCUAGAGAAACGUACAAGAUUUUGGGCAUGAUGUUCUCUGUCUGCCUUGUCCAUGGGGGGGUGGGACCCCGUGUGCUAUCCAAGCGGCUAUUUGCACAACUGUCAGGACUCCCUGCUCCCCCUGUGGAUAUGAGAGAGGUUGAUGACACAGAGCUACGUGAAGAACUGGAAAAGAUCCAAAGGUCAGAGACUGUGGAAGAGGCCCGCACAGCCAUGAUAGAGGCAUCUAACAGCCUACACAUGCUUGGUGCGCUGUGUAGGGUGUCGAACCUAGAGGAGAGAGAUGCCAUGGUUCAGGCAGCCCUGACAUAUUAUUUAGAGGGACGUACAGAGAUGCCACUAAAACAACUAAAAGAAGGACUGCAGACGUUAGGGGUCCUAAAUGCCCUGAAGGAGCACUCUCGACUUCUGGAGGAACUUUUUAGUGGUGGAGCGCCCACCUUGACUGCUGCCUCCUUGCUUGACCUAUUUAAAGUUCAGUACUCUCCUAGUGGAAGCAGUAGGAGGGCUUUGGAGGAGGUCACAAUUGCCUUUUGGAGGGAUUGGAUCAUCGAAGUUGAAGAUGGGGAUGCAGCAGUGGAGGUAGAAGGUGGAAAAAAAAUAGAAAUAGCCCUUGAAGAUGUGCUUGUGUUUGCUUCUGGGGCAUCUGCCAUUCCUCCAUUUGGUUUCAGAGAAAAUCCAAGGAUUACUUUCCUUCAUGAGGAACUGAAUGGCAACCAACGGAUGUUCCCAGAAGCAAACACUUGUGCCCCUCAGUCAUAA
Molecule: messenger RNA, 1085 nt
Organism: Misgurnus anguillicaudatus (oriental weatherfish)
Lineage: Eukaryota; Metazoa; Chordata; Actinopteri; Cypriniformes; Cobitidae
Source: RefSeq, a predicted model, not a curated record